CGUGUUUCGCAUAAUACGUAACCUCGUUUUGGCCUGAUGUGAAGUCUCGUCUGCAGGGGUUCUGAUAUUGUAUCGCGUCGCCUUGGCGCACUGAUUCGCACAAGGAGCUCGGUUUCAGAUCCACGUUAUGGGUGGUUAAAGUGAGACUCUUUUGCUUCACGAUCUGUUGCCCCUGUUUGGUCUCCUUAAGUUGUUUCGAAAAUUUCCCUCUGAUUAUUGAUGACGAUGCUCAGGUCCUUGUAUAAAUAAAAAGAUGCUAGGAAGAUCACUGCCCGUUAUAUGUAGAUCCUCACAAUUGUGCAUCCAUUGAAGAUCUCGCUAACGCUUUCGUCCGCUUCUUCAAUCUUUUCAUUAUUUCGCUCCUUCGGACCGCUCUUCGCCAAAAACAUUCGUUUAAAACAGGCUGGGUUAGGGACAUCCCGUUACCAUAAUGAAAUUCCUAGCCGUUCCUACCAUCGCUACAUUCCUCGCCGCAUGCGCUUCUCUUGGGUCGGCUCUACCCGUUGAAGCUGAAGCGAACAAGAUCAGCACACCUAGGAGUAGCACAAGUAAUAACUGCUCUAUGGACAAAAUAAGAGAAUGCGUCGACGAUACAGGGCUCGAGAGCACGAUAUGUUUUAAGCAAGUAUGCGCUGGCGUACAAGGAACACCAAGGAAAACCAAACGCCAAGAAGAUCAAUGCACCGAGGAGAACCUCCUCCAAUGCGCAGUGAUGGAAUGGCGGGAGGCCGAAGUGUGCUUCCAAGAAUUUUGCCUAUAAAACUGCUUGGGGGCGUUAGGAUACGGGUCUGGAACGGGUAGGGGCUCUCACGGAUCGAAUCCCUUAGGAGAUAUGAAUAUGCUCGUUCAUGGAGUCAGCAAGGUAUCACACCAUGCGCGCGUCUCUCAUUCAAACUGCCGCUCCGUGAAACCGAGCCGAGGUUGGUCUGGAUUCUGAAUGUUUCCCGAGCUAAAGUAGCGAGAGAUGCUCAAUCGGAGAAGGAAUUGAUGGAGUUCGGGCCCGCAGGUUUCUGAAUGUGGGUAAGAGACGUGGAUUUCAUUUAUUCAUUGGAUAACACUAGUACUUUAUUUUUAGAGGCGGCAGAGCUGGCCUUGAAAGACGUCUUUGGCAUGUCUCAUGGUCGUUACGAUCAUGUCUAUGAGCUACCUAGCAUUAGGUAGGUGGUUAUAAUUGCAGUAAAGUAGAAUUAACAGGAUACCCUUUUGAAAACCCC
This is a messenger RNA of Daldinia caldariorum, 1214 nucleotides long. RefSeq lists its product as uncharacterized. The transcript has a single exon. The record is from RefSeq and is a predicted model, not a curated record. The coding region runs from base 431 to 760 and encodes 109 amino acids. Lineage: Eukaryota; Fungi; Ascomycota; Sordariomycetes; Xylariales; Hypoxylaceae.